Syngnathus acus (greater pipefish) is the source of this 1548-nucleotide messenger RNA. RefSeq names its product solute carrier family 10 member 1 (gene slc10a1). Gene Ontology annotation, molecular function: bile acid:sodium symporter activity. Gene Ontology annotation, biological process: bile acid and bile salt transport. Lineage: Eukaryota; Metazoa; Chordata; Actinopteri; Syngnathiformes; Syngnathidae. The transcript has 8 exons. Gene Ontology annotation, cellular component: membrane. The record is from RefSeq and is a predicted model, not a curated record. The coding region runs from base 77 to 1090 and encodes 337 amino acids.
GGAGAAGAGGUGCACAUGCUUUGAGAGUUCAUUGCGCACAAAUCACAUCGCGGGCUGGUUGUGGGAUUCCGAUCCAAUGCAAACUACCAUGGACGCCUUCAACAUGACAUCCAUAAACAGCACUGUCCUUUUUAAGCCCUUUUUGUCGCCCGUGGUGGACAAAACUAUUAACGUGCUCAUGGUGAUUGUCUUAUUCAUCACCAUGAUCUCACUGGGAUGCACCAUGGAGGUGUCCAAGAUCAAGGGUCACAUCGUGAAACCUAAAGGGGUUGUAAUUGCAGUCCUGGCCCAGUAUUGCGUCAUGCCACUUACAGCAUUUUGCUUAGCCAAGGGCUUCCACCUAGCUAACAUGGCGGCUGUGGUGGUCUUGAUUUGUGGGUGCUGCCCAGGAGGAACCCUUUCCAACAUCUUGGCGUUGGCUAUAAAUGGAGAUAUGAACCUAAGCAUUGUGAUGACGUCCUGUUCCACCUUGCUGGCUCUGGGCAUGAUGCCGCUCCUACUCUACCUUUACUGUCAGGGGUUUGGCGACCUGCAGAACGCCAUUCCCUACGUUGACAUCACCGUGUCGCUGGCCAUGAUCCUCGUGCCCUGUGGCAUUGGUAUCUUCAUCAACCACUAUAGGCCGCAAUACUCCAAGAUCAUCACCAAGAUAGGUCUGACCAUCAUGUCCAUCUCCUCCGUGGCGAUUGCCGUGGUGGCCACCGUAGCGAUCCGCAGCGCCAUCCUAGUGGUGAUGUCUCCUCCCCUUUUGGCCACUGGCGCCGUCAUGCCAUUCAUCGGGUUCACCUUCGGCUACGUCAUUUCGUCCAUCUUCAGACUCAGCCAAGCGGAGAGGAGGACUGUCGCCAUGGAAACAGGCUGCCAGAACAUUCAGCUAUGCGCAACCAUUCUGAAGCUGGCCUUUCCACCGGAAGUGAUUGGCCCGCUCUUCCUCUUCCCGAUGGUGUACAUAUCCUUCCAGUUGUUGGAGGCCAUUGCGCUUAUCAUCAUCUACAGAUGCCACCAGAGGCUCAAGAAAAAAGGCAAAGAUGCAUAUCAGCCUGCCAUGACUGAUGCCGGACUGAAAGCAUUUUCAGAAGGGACGGUAUGACAGCCGGGCCAGAUUUCCCUUAUGUUGGACUUGAAACAUUCAUGUUCGGACUUCCGUGUUGACUGCUUUGCAAUAAAUUUUCACCAUUACUACUUACAGUUGCCGUUCAGUGAUGAUGUUGGAAGUGUGAAAGGUUGUCUGCAUCUAAGCUUCACCUCCCAGCGACACUGAACAGGAUAAUGGUACACUGUAGUGGCUGGAUAUUCACAAUGACAAAGGGAGAGUGUGUAACACUGUUAAAACUGCUUUAAUAAGUACGGCAUUUCCCCACAUACAUUUUCCCUAUUUUUAUUGAAAACAAGACCCUCAUAUACAAAAGGCAUCAUGAAUUCAAGCAUCCAAAAACCAAUAGUGACUCACCAGAGAGGGCAGGAGAACAGGGUGACUCAAGAGGAAGAACAUAAAUGGCAAGAGACCUUGUUUACUUAUCAAAAACAACUAACAAUCACUUUGAAGAA